UUCAAAAGCAACCUAUCAGUGAUUUCUGGGUGCUGGGGCUGAUUUUCUUGUGUAUUUAAGAAUGUCUUCCAAGCAAGCCACCUCUCCAUUUGCCUGUGCAGCUGAUGGAGAGGAAGCGAUGACCCAGGAUUUGUCCGCUCGGGAAAAGGAAGAGGGCAGUGACCAGCACGUGACCCCCCACCUGCCUCUUCACCCUAUCAUGCACAACAAACCUCACUCUGAGGAGCUACCAACUCUUGUCACCACCAUUCAACAGGAUGCUGACUGGGACAGUGUCAUCUCAGCCCAGCACAGAAUGGAAUCAGAGAAUACUAAGUUAUGUUCCCUCUAUUCCUUCCGAAAUACCUCUACCUCACCACACAAGCCUGACGACGGGGGUCGGGACCGAGAGAUAAUGACCAGUGUCACUUUUGGAACGCCAGAGCGCCGCAAAGGGAGCUUGGCAGAUGUAGUGGACACAUUGAAACAGAAGAAGUUGGAAGAGAUGACCCGGACUGAGCAGGAGGACUCAUCCUGCAUGGAAAAACUACUUUCAAAAGACUGGAAGGAGAAAAUGGAAAGAUUAAAUGCCAGUGAGCUUCUUGGAGAAAUUAAAGGUACCCCUGAGAGUCUGGCAGAGAAGGAACGGCAGCUCUCCACCAUGAUCACCCAGCUGAUCAGUUUACGGGAGCAGCUCCUGGCUGCACACGAUGAACAGAAAAAGCUAGCGGCCUCCCAGAUUGAGAAGCAGCGGCAGCAGAUGGACCUAGCUCGCCAGCAGCAAGAGCAGAUUGCGAGGCAGCAGCAGCAACUUUUGCAACAGCAGCACAAAAUCAAUCUCCUGCAGCAGCAAAUUCAGCAGGUUCAGGGUCACAUGCCUCCGCUCAUGAUCCCAAUUUUUCCACACGACCAGCGGACACUGGCGGCAGCCGCUGCUGCCCAACAGGGAUUCCUCUUCCCCUCUGGAAUACCAUACAAACCAGGUGAUAACUACCCCGUACAGUUCAUUCCAUCCACAAUGGCAGCUGCUGCUGCUUCUGGACUGAGCCCUUUACAGCUCCAGAAAGGGCAUGCCUCCCACCCACAAAUUAGCCCAAGACUAAAGGGCCUAAGUGAACGUUAUGGCAGGAAUUUGGAUACCUUUGAACAUGGUGGUGGCCAGUCUUACAACCACAAAAAGAUUGAGCAGCUCUAUGCGGCCCAGCUGGCCAGCAUGCAGGUGUCACCUGGUGCAAAGAUGCCGUCUACUCCGCAGCCACCAACCACAGCAGGGGCAGUCUCACCUACUGGGAUGAAAAAUGAAAAGAGAGGGACCAGCCCUGUAACUCAAGUUAAGGAUGAAGCUGCACAGCCACUGAAUCUCUCCGCCCGACCCAAGACAGCCGAGCCGGCGAAGUCCCCAACAUCUCCCACGCAGAGCCUCUUCCCAGCCAGCAAAACCAGUCCGGUGAACCUGCCAAACAAGAGUGGCAUUCCCAGCCCUAUCAGAGGAAGCCUGGGAAGAGGAUCCUCUUUAGACAUCCUGUCCAGUCUCAACUCGCCUGCCCUGUUUGGGGACCAGGACACGGUGAUGAAAGCCAUCCAGGAGGCUCGGAAGAUGAGAGAACAGAUCCAGCGGGAGCAGCAGCAGCAGCCGCACGGCCUCGACGGCAAGCUGAGCUCCAUGAAUAACACGGGCCUAAACAACUGCAGGAAUGAAAAGGAGAGAACACACUUUGAGAAUCUGGGUCCCCAGUUAACGGGGAAAUCAAAUGAAGAUGGGAAACUGGGCCCAGGAGUCAUUGAUCUGACCCGGCCUGAAGAUGCAGAGGGAAGUAAAGCCGUGAAUGGCUCUGCAGCUAAACUACAGCAGUAUUAUUGUUGGCCAACAGGAGGUGCCACGGUGGCUGAAGCCCGAGUCUACAGGGAUGCCCGCGGCCGGGCAAGCACCGAACCACACAUCAAGCGACCAAUGAAUGCUUUCAUGGUUUGGGCAAAGGACGAGAGGAGAAAAAUCCUUCAAGCCUUCCCUGACAUGCACAACUCCAACAUUAGUAAGAUUCUAGGCUCUCGCUGGAAAUCCAUGUCCAACCAAGAGAAGCAGCCGUAUUAUGAAGAGCAGGCCCGGCUAAGCAAGAUCCACCUAGAGAAGUACCCGAAUUACAAGUAUAAACCCCGACCAAAACGCACCUGCAUUGUCGACGGCAAAAAACUCCGCAUCGGAGAGUAUAAACAGCUGAUGAGGUCUCGGAGACAGGAGAUGAGACAGUUCUUCACUGUAGGGCAACAGCCUCAGAUUCCCAUCACCACAGGAACGGGUGUUGUGUAUCCUGGUGCUAUUACCAUGGCAACUACCACACCAUCUCCUCAGAUGACAUCCGACUGCUCCAGCACCUCGGCCAGCCCGGAGCCCAGCCUCCCUGUCAUUCAGAGCACUUAUGGCAUGAAGACGGACAGCGGAAGCCUGGCCGGGAAUGAAAUGAUUAACGGGGAGGACGACAUGGAAAUGUACGACGACUAUGAAGAUGAGCCCAAAUCAGACUAUAGCAGUGAAAACGAAGGUCCCGAAGCCGUCAGUGCCAACUGAGGAGUGUUUGCAGAAUCUAAAUGCUCAGACUGGGGUUUUUUUUUUCCUUCUUCAUUUUUUUCCUGAACAAAAAAAAAAAAGUCUUAAAGAGCCCGCAUGCAUUUGUGGCUCCCCAAUUACAUCAGCAGAAUGGUCUUAAUUGUUUCAUAAUGUGUGAGACAGAUGGAGUUUUCCCUGAUUUUUCAUGAACUUGUGUUUUUUUGUUUGUUUUUUAUUUAGGUGAAGACAUAUAUUAAAUAUGAGACAUCGGGACUUGAAAACUUAUCUGAAUCCAUAGCUGUCUUACCAGUCUUACUUAUUUUUUUUUGGUCUUGUUUUUUUUUUUCUCUUUUGGAUGUUGAUAAAGGUUUAAGUUACUGUUUUUAGAUGGGGUUAAACAUUCUCACUCAGGUAUGCUGUGCCGGCCUACAGGUUGUGAAUGUGUUUUUAUUCUGAAUUAUGUUAGCAAACAACUGCAGAUUUCAUCUUGUGAACGCGAGCAGAAUGUCUGCGGGCACGCAAGCGCGGCUGCGUGCAGAGCACUUAAAAAAGGCCUCUGAAUUCCAUUUUUCCAUGUGUAGAGUUGAACUUCUAAUGUGCCAAACUUUUUCAUCACUCUUGAAUCUUAAAAAAAAAUUUUUUUGAAAGUCUUAAGGGAGACACUGCAAAGUCUUAGACAAUCCUUUGGCAUCUAAAAAAAAAAAAGGAUAACCACAGGUUGUAUUUUUUUCCUUUUUUUUUUCUUUUCCAGAAUAUGGUAAAGUACUCAGGAAUCUGGAGACAGGAUAUUGUAAGGAGUGAGCUUGGUUGCCACCGUGCAUGUACCCAACUGCUUUUGCCUCUCACUGUGCCAUCAGUGUGUGACAUGACAUGACGUGACAUGAUAUGAUGUGAUGUGAUGGGAUGUCUGCACAACAGAGCGAUCACCAGUUAUGAACAAGGCUGCUUGUCCCCAUGUGAGGCUGCCUCUCACAACCCCCAUUACCCCUUUGCCUUUAACCCUGGCAUUCAGUCUUAAACAUAUUUUCUCUUAAAUAAUUUAUUCAUUCCAGAAUGUCAAGGGUCCAAUGAUUAUUUAUUUUAAAAAGCAUUGUUGGUGGCAUUAACUUAACAAUCCUUAUUUCUACCUUUCUACCCUAAACCUCCCCAACCCCCUCCCCCCCUUUUUUUUUGGUCCUCCAUUACCUGCUACAGACAUGAAAAUGUAUGCAAGGAUUAUAUGUCCCCAGAACAUCUGGAAGCAUUUCUUAAACAUAAUGAUAAUUCAAGUUAAUAUUUUUAAAGCCAAAAAUUUCUUCUUUACAGUGGGUAACUGGCUAUAGGGCUGUGUACUUGUGGCCCAGGUGUAGGCCCUUACAGCUGAGCAGGCCAGCCUUCUGAUUUUCCAUCCUAGAUCUGAAUUCCUUGGGAGCUGAUCUCAGCUGGGAGUGAUGAGACAGGAUUCAGGACCCCUCCAACAGCAGGGCCAGACAAGAAAGCCCAGGAGCCAACCCCCUCACUCAUCCAUGCUUGUAGGCCCCAUGUAGGAGCUAUGGGUGAAGAGGGUACCAGUCCUGGCCAGCAAGACCAGUGGUUGUAUGGGGCUCAGGUUUGUUUAUAAAAUCCCCAGGACAGAGAGAAGUCGCCCAACAGCCUCCAUGCUGGAAGUAGAGAGGUAAAUAGUGAGUCAGGAUGCAUUUGGGGAAUGAAAUGUAAACUUUGGAGGAACCAAAAGGAAAGGAGGAAAGGAGCAUAUUCUCUUGUGAGAAGUUCCUGCUUUUAGAACCAAGGAACCAAGAGCUCAUGGAGAGGUAGAAGAAUUUCUACCCCCUUCACCUUCUUCACCUACGCAAAUAAGUCACCAUUUCUGCAGCAAUGCAGCCCAUAUGCCGAUAUGUGCUCCUGUGUGUGUAUUCGUGCAUAGAAUGGGAGAUAAUGUGCAGAACUUAAUUCACCAUGCACAUGCAGCACCCAUCCCUGAAGAGGUUAACUGCCUAACUGUAGGGCCCCUGGGCUCCCAAUGAUACUAGCUCCCUCCUAGGUCGAGCAGUUCAGUUCUCUGCCUACCCCAUAUCCCCUUCCAUUAGCAUGGUUCUUUUUUCCUUCUCCCCACUGUCUCCAUUUGGAAAGCCUCAUUCAGGCUCAUUCAUCCCCAGUGGGACAAAACGCAAGCUCAUUACUAGGACAUAGGAACAGGGCUGUCAGAUUUCUUGAGCCAAUCUCAUCACUUGAAAGCAACUAGAGGAUCUUUGUAUUUAUUUUCUCCAAACCCAAGGCCAUACCCAAUAGCAAUAAACAGGUCUAGCUGAGAGGAGCCUGAGGUCCAGGCUCCCGUUAGCUGGUGAGCGCUCUCUACAAGCUGAUAUAGGUACUGAUAGACAAGCUGUGUUCUUAACAUCAGUUGGGGAUCAGAACUUCGUUUGAAUAUGUUUUUGCUCAGAAGAGGAGGAGGAGGAGAAUUUCUUACUAAAGAUGGACUAUUUAUUAUAUGGUCUUACUGACUUAUCCAGUUGGUCACCUCUCCUUAGUUCUCUUUCUCUUACCCACCCCCUCCUGUUCCCCAUUUCCCAACACCCCGCUUGCUCCUUCCUUCUUGGUUCUGUUGCCUAGGUAGAGUGCUGUAUGGCUAGCAUUGUGUCGUCUGUAAUUAAUUUUGCACAAAGGCAAACAUUUAGAGUAGUUGGUUAAUUUUGUUUUGUUUUUAUGACCAUGCCAAAAUAAUAUUCUGGGCUGGUGGAGAACAAAGGACUGUUCUUUAGGACUGAAACUUGAUUUUGCUCGUAGUACAAACACACACACACACACACACACACACACACACACACACACUCACACUCACAGAUGUUGUUUUGUAAGUGUUAUAAGCACUGGAUAUAAAUGGUAUUUUUUAUCACUUCUGACUAAUGUGAAACUGUUGUACGAAAAAUACAUGAACAAAAGUCAUCUGUUUCGACUCGUGUGGGCUUGCCCCGCAGUUGCCGGAUUUGAGUCAUUUUAUGUCUUGUUAUUUCAUUUAUUUAUGCAAAAUCCAUGCGUGUAUGAACACUUUGUUGGAGCCGCAGCCCCCGCCCGCCUCAGCGCUGGGGUUCGGUCACUUCUAGCCACGUUCUUCAAAAAUGAAAGGCUAUUCAGGAAGGAUCUGAUUGUAAACGUCUCAUUCAUUCAUUGGGUCAGACGGGAAGGUUGUAUCUGGAUCUCAAUGGUGCGCAUAAGCAAUUUAUUGUAUUUAUUAGCCAAUUUUGGCUCUAAAUGUCGGUGGAAAUUAAGAAAGGACAAUCGUAGCGAUAGCUUCAUUUUGCUUUUAUCGGGGCUCGAAACAAAGUCUUUUGAUGAAUCUACCAUCUCAUUUUAGAUUUUUUUUAAAGUGUAAAUAUAACAUAGGAAAUAGAAUUUUAUUUUUGGUUCAUGAAUAAUUAGUGAAGUAUAAGUUAUGUAUUUACUUUUUCUGUUCUGUAUCCAUGUAUAUUGGUCCAUAUUAAAAGCUGACAAGUCACUGUACCUCAUGCAAAUGCUGAAAUUAUCAGAGUGAGAGCCGUGAGAGCUCAGGCUUGGACCUCUAGCUGGGAUAGCAAGACCCCUCACUUGGGCUCUCACUGAAUUUAGAAGACACCGUCCACAGACACAGACUUUUUUUUAAUAUAGAAAGUUGAUACAUUGAAAAUACCAAAUUUCCAGGAUAGCUGGUAGGAAACUCAAUUUGCUUUGUGAAUCCAAGCAGAAUGCAUGAAAUAGUCCUGUUACUGUUUGAUAGCAGAAAGCAUGAAUAGCAUUUGGAAAGCAUAAAAAAGAAAAAAAAAGAAAAAAAAGAUGUCUGAAGAUUAGACUCAUUAAUAAAGCCCCACCCCUGCUCUGCCCCCACCAUACCCCAAUACUGAAUAGUUUGAAUAAUAUGAGACUCUUUAUUUCUGUGUCCAUUAGUUCAUGGUAUUGUCAUAUCGCAGAUGAAAAUGAUUUACACAUCGUAAGAGGACGUAUGGGGCUUUUCCCUAUCACUUGGAAUUGGGGCACCGGCAGGAAAUACUCUUUUUAACCAUUGUGCCAUGUAGUUAAUGGUGGGAUAAUAUAUACA
Trichosurus vulpecula (common brushtail) is the source of this 6572-nucleotide messenger RNA. It is a transcript of the gene SOX6, whose product is annotated as SRY-box transcription factor 6. NCBI's taxonomy places the organism in Eukaryota, Metazoa, Chordata, Mammalia, Diprotodontia, Phalangeridae. The record is from RefSeq and is a predicted model, not a curated record. The coding region runs from base 62 to 2545 and encodes 827 amino acids. Gene Ontology annotation, molecular function: DNA-binding transcription factor activity, RNA polymerase II-specific; RNA polymerase II cis-regulatory region sequence-specific DNA binding. Gene Ontology annotation, biological process: cell fate commitment; central nervous system development; regulation of transcription by RNA polymerase II. The transcript has 16 exons. Gene Ontology annotation, cellular component: nucleus.